GUGCUGAUGGCCACACGCGUCCUGGGCAGGACUGUAGCCUCCCUGUCUCUGUCAGUGGCUCUGGCCUCCCUGGCUGCCGAGUGCUCGGGCGGCGGCGUCUCGGCCUGCAGAAUCGCAUUUUCAUCUUGUUGGUUUCCUCUUAACUCCAACAUCAUGUCUGGUUCCAGUGAAGCUAAAGAGAAUUCGCACAACAAGGCUCGGACAUCGCCUUAUCCUGGUUCAGAAGUGCAGCGCCGCCAGGUCCCUAAUGAGAAGGUGGGCUGGCUUGUAGAGUGGCAUGACUAUGACCCGGUGGAAUAUACCGCAGGUUCUGUCUUGGCUGGACCUAGAUGGGCAGAUCCGCAGAUCAGUGAAAGUAACUUUUCCCCCAAGUUUAAUGAAAAAGAUGGGCAUGUUGAGAGGAAAAGUCAGAAUGGCCUUUAUGAAAUUGAAAAUGGCAGACCAAGAAAUCCUGCAGGACGGACAGGACUAGUUGGUCGGGGUCUUUUGGGACGCUGGGGCCCAAACCAUGCAGCAGAUCCUAUCAUAACCAGAUGGAAAAGAGAUAAAAGUGGAAAUAAAAUCACCCACCCCAUAUCUGGAAAAAACAUCUUACAGUUUGUUGCAAUAAAAAGGAAAGACUGUGGAGAAUGGGCAAUCCCAGGGGGCAUGGUGGAUCCAGGAGAGAAGAUUAGUGCUACCCUUAAAAGAGAAUUCAGUGAAGAAGCUCUCAAUUCCUUACAGAAAUCCAGUGCAGAGAAGAGACGAUUAGAGGAGCAGUUACAUAAACUCUUUAGCCAGGACCAUCUUGUGAUCUAUAAGGGAUAUGUUGAUGACCCUCGAAACACUGACAAUGCAUGGAUGGAGACAGAAGCUGUGAACUACCAUGAUGAAACAGGUGAGAUCAUGGAUAACCUUGUCCUUGAAGCUGGAGAUGAUGCAGGAAAAGUGAAGUGGGUGGACAUCAACGACCAACUCCAGCUUUAUGCCAGCCAUGCUCAGUUCAUCCAACAUGUGGCAGAGAAGCGGGAUGCACACUGGAGCGAGGGCCCACAGGCCGACUGCCAUGGGGUAUAGCACCAUGACCUGGCACCCACUGCCAGCAUAGGAGUGCAUUGAGAGCAGAGACAACACCAUAGAACUCUGUGUAUAAAGAGAGCAGGGCAGGUUGUGUAGAGGUGUUUAUUUUCAGAGUGGAAUUUGUAUGAUUUUUACCAGAAUAAUAAGCAAAUCUCAUCGAAUGGAGGACAGAAUUUUUUUUCCAGUCAAAAGAAAUAUGUUCACAUUUUGUCUAUUCUACUUAAGCAUGACUGGAUUUAAACAACUGCUGAUCUUCGAAGAAUUGUAAUUCAGAUAAAGGUGAAUUGCCAUCAUAUAUAACUCCCUCUUCCAUUUUGAACUUGUCUAUUUUUUCCUUGUCAUUUUUCUGAGAUCAGAAGGACCUUCCUUUAGGAGAAGCCACCACCAUUGUCUAAAACAUGUUUCAGUUGUCUGCUUUAUAUUUUGCUUUAUAUAAUCUUAUUGAAGCUGGUUCCCUAAAUGGAAACUUUAUGUAUUUUUACUUGGGCCAUCAGUUUUUGAGGUGAUUUUAGUUACUGGUGAAGU
Molecule: messenger RNA, 1584 nt
Organism: Suncus etruscus (white-toothed pygmy shrew)
Lineage: Eukaryota; Metazoa; Chordata; Mammalia; Eulipotyphla; Soricidae
Gene: NUDT9
Product: nudix hydrolase 9
Exons: 8
Coding region: 7-1056 (349 amino acids)
Cellular component (GO): mitochondrion
Molecular function (GO): ADP-ribose diphosphatase activity
Source: RefSeq, a predicted model, not a curated record